Molecule: messenger RNA, 1489 nt
Organism: Austrofundulus limnaeus
Lineage: Eukaryota; Metazoa; Chordata; Actinopteri; Cyprinodontiformes; Rivulidae
Gene: ube2h
Product: ubiquitin-conjugating enzyme E2H (UBC8 homolog, yeast)
Exons: 7
Coding region: 216-767 (183 amino acids)
Source: RefSeq, a predicted model, not a curated record
GGAUCCUGACUUGUUAGAACCAGAACCAUGGUGAGAUGUACGGAGGAGAUCUCGAACGUAUAGCUCAGAGGCAUUUAACAGUGAGGACGUUUGAACGAGGUUACCUUUUAAAGCAAAUGUUAACUUUCGGAUAGUACCGUUUGCUAGACUGUCCAGCGUUUCGGGUGCUGGCUUUCGGCUUACUUUCUGGUGUUUUGCGGUGGAAAUAGCAAAAAAUGUCGUCUCCAAGUCCGGGUAAAAGGCGAAUGGACACCGAUGUGGUGAAACUCAUUGARAGCAAACAUGAAGUCACCAUCCUCAGCGGGCUCAAUGAAUUUGUAGUGAAGUUUUAUGGACCACAAGGAACACCAUACGAAGGAGGCGUGUGGAAAGUGCGAGUAGAUCUUCCCGAUAAAUACCCAUUCAAAUCGCCAUCAAUAGGAUUCAUGAACAAGAUUUUUCAUCCCAACAUCGAUGAAGCGUCAGGGACAGUGUGCUUAGAUGUCAUCAACCAGACGUGGACGGCUCUUUACGAUCUGACCAACAUCUUUGAGUCGUUUCUGCCCCAACUGCUGGCUUACCCAAACCCCAUCGACCCCCUGAAUGGAGAUGCAGCUGCCAUGUACCUUCAUCGGCCCGAGGAGUACAAACAGAAAAUCAAAGAGUACAUCCAGAAAUAUGCAACAGAGGAGGCUCUGAAGGAGCAGGAAGAGGGGGCCGGUGACUCUUCAUCUGAAAGCUCCAUGUCUGAUUUCUCAGAAGACGAAGCCCAGGACAUGGAGUUGUAGUAAUAGGAGGGCUCCCCCCAUCCCAACCCCCACCCUCCUUUAACCCCUCACAAAGACUAUAUUUGAUUUCCUAACUAUGAAAAAAAAGCAGACUUAUAAUAUUCAUAUUUAAACAAGUUGAUUUUUUUAUUUUUAUUUACUACUAAAACAAGGAUUUUUAUGAAUAUAUAUAUAGCCUUUGGUGUGUUUGACAGACACCCCCCCCCCCCUCUCUCUGUAGUUGGUAAUCCUCGGCACAGUCAUCAUAGCAAUUGCAUCCACAUUCUCUGCCUGUCAUCUCUGCAUUGGUUUGACGUUAAUUUCCCCAAACAUCUAAUUGUCUUGACUCGGGCUUCGCCUUUUUUUUUUUUACAACUCUAGUUUCACGGUGAACCAGAACUUUUACGCCGCUGACAACGUUUUGGUAGCUGCUUGCCGAGAACACAUUUUUAAGAUAGAAUCGUUUUUUUUUGUGAAGAUUGUGGGUUUUGUGUUACAUAUUUUAACAAAUACAUCCUGCAGAUCCCUCUCUGCUGCUUACUUUUCCCCCACUUAGGCAUCAUAGAUUCUCAGUUGUAUUAAACAGAGAGGAAUUUAGGUCUUUUAAAUCUUAAAUUGUCUAUUAGAGAAAAAGGAUCUCCUCUAAGUCAAUAAACCUAUUUUAUUUAAAAAGCUCUUUUUUAAGGCACCAAUAAACCAUGUGUUGUAGCUCACUGAACCUAAAAUAAAUGCUCAUAAACCUA